This is a messenger RNA of Auxenochlorella protothecoides, 1596 nucleotides long. RefSeq names its product putative inactive purple acid phosphatase 27. Gene Ontology annotation, molecular function: metal ion binding; acid phosphatase activity. The transcript has 7 exons. Lineage: Eukaryota; Viridiplantae; Chlorophyta; Trebouxiophyceae; Chlorellales; Chlorellaceae. Bases 1 to 1596 code for a protein of 531 amino acids. The record is from RefSeq and is a predicted model, not a curated record.
AUGAUCGCUCUAUAUGCUCCCGAGGACGUCGAUCCACGGACUGUGGCGCCUUUGAAGUAUAAAUUCCUGGCCGCUGUCCCCAGCUACGUUGAGCGUGGGGAGGGCACCCUCAGCUUCCGCCUGCUGAAUCUGCGCCAGCCGCAGCGCUUCUACUUCCUGCGCGACGGCCUAGCCCUCCCGGUGUUUGCGGCGCAUUCGCGGGCCGUAGCCCCCCUGGACCCUGGGGAGCCCACCCAGGUCCACCUCGCGCUGACUGGGCGGCCAUCGGAGGUCAAGGUCCUGUGGGUCAGCGGGCCGGUGGACCGGCCGCUCAUUCGCUGGGGCGCCGACCCCCAGUAUCUCGACCGGGAGGCCCCCGCCGACUCCACCACCUACACCAGGGAGGCCAUGUGCGGGGCGCCCGCCAACAGCACAGGCUGGCUAGACCCCGGCGCACUGCACAGCGUGGUUCUUGGGGACCUGGCCCCCGGCCGCCGCUACUUCUACACCGUGGGCAGCCGGGGUGGCGCCUGGAGCGAGGUGGCGUCCUUCCUGGGACCCCCCGGGCCCGAUGCUGAGGUACACAUCCUGGCCAUGGCCGACCUGGGUCAAACCGAGGUCGACGGCAGCGUGGAGGUGGACGCCAUCGCCCCCGCCUCCCUGCUCACCUCCCUGCGGCUGGCGCAGGAGGCCGCCGGCGCCACGCUGAUGGUCCUGAACGGCGACCUGAGCUACGCCCGGGGGUACGCGGUGCAGUGGGAGACCUUCUUCGACCAGCUGGCCCCCAUGCUGCGCGCGCUGCCCCUCAUGACGGUGAUCGGCAACCAUGAGCGGGACUGGCCAGGGUCGGGCGACCGCUUUGGCAUGGCCUACGACUCCGGGGGCGAGUGCGGCGUGCCCUACGCCGCGCGCACAGGGAUGCCGACGGCAGGGCCGGACCGCCCCUGGUACUCGUUCGACCACGGCCCGAUCCAUUUCCUGCAGUACAGCACAGAGCAUGCGUUUGAGGAGGGCUCGCCACAGCAUGCUUUCAUCGCUGAUGACCUGGCGGCCGUGGACCGAUGUCAGACCCCCUGGGUCAUCCUCGGGGGCCAUCGCCCGAUGUACAUCGACAGCACUUUUGACGCCGUGCGGCCAGACGGCGACCAGUACCUGGCGGCGGAGCUGCGCCGCGCGCUGGAGCCACUCCUCCUCCGGCACGGCGUGGAUGCGACGUGGCACGGCCAUCACCACAGCUACCAGCGCACCUGCCCCCUGGCGGGCGGGCGGUGCUUGGCGUCGGGGGAGGAUGGCGUGGCCGCCGGCCCUGUGCACAUUGUGCUAGGGCAUUCCGGCGCGUCGCUCACCCCCAACACGGAGCCGCAGCGGCCGCGGGAGUUUGUCAGCGUGCAGCUGCAGCAUGGGUAUGUGCGCGUCACUGCGAAUGCCACCCGGCUGGAGCAUGUCGUCGUUUCUUCUCGGGACGGCAGCGUCAUGGAUCGAUGGGUGCUGGAGAAGCCUGCAGGAUGGUGCGGCAGCCGCGGCGUCCUGCGGCAGGGAGAGGAGCGCGUGGCGGCGGCAUGGCCGUCCCUGGAAUUCAAAUCGCAGCACAGACUGCGGGGUUGCGACACCUUUUGA